CAUAUCCGGCAGGCGGUCCGCAUCCACCUCCACCCACGUGACCCCUUUCCUGUUUUCCCCUGUUGAUCGCUAUGGGUCCAGCCCGUCCUCAUUCCAUCGUGCUCUUUGCGACCCAUGCUCUGCACUCGACAUACAUGCCCACAAUCGUCGCCUCGACUUUGGGAGUUGAUUGUGUGACCGAGGCCUCCUCAUCAGCCUCACGCGGCUCCGCGCGUUGCCCUCCGUUCAUUCGCCUUCAUCGUUAUCAGACCGAGUCCCUUCUCAGGCGCUCACAAGUCAACAUACAUGCAGAUGCCUCCACACAGCCGGUCGCAAUCACGGAGUAGCUCCCGGUUCGCGGUGCGGUCAUGAAACUCUAAGUAUCCCCCCGCGUUCGACACCGGAAGCGCCCACCACAAGCAUCCCAGGGAGGACAGCCAUAGCCUCUACUUCCUGCUAUGGACGUCACUUGGGCGUACACGGCCUCCGUCCUCAACAUCCCCAUUCCUCAACCCGGCUACGACCACCCCCGCAAGAAUACACCCGGGGCACUGCGCCACGUCGCCACAACUCCCACAGCGCCCACAUACCCCCAUCCAUGACUGGCAAGUCGCGACGAAAAGAAGCCCUCGCGACCUGCCUAAUCCGCACACCUCGUCCUAGCAUGGCGUUCUGGGACUUUCCUUCCCCGUCGCGGGCGGUGUCUCGCGCACCAGGAUCGCGUCGAUAACGUCCGAUGGCCCCCGAGAUAGAAGCCUACGUUCCUAGGCCGCGCUGCUACAUAUGCUCGGAAACAUACACGCUUUUUGCGGUCUGAACAGAGCCUCGUCUCGUCCUCACGUCCAAUACUCCCUUCAAUCCACAAUCCACACAACCCCGGAGUCGGACCAGCCGCGGCUCCUUAUCAUAGACACACAUACACAUACAGGCCCGCAGCCCGCAACGUUGACAGCAGCGGUCGCCGACGCUGUCAUUGCAUUACAGCAUCAGUCGCAGGAGAAGCAUGAAAGCCGGCCGCGCAACCCGGCCGCCGCGUCCGCGGAGCAGCACCGUCUCGUACGCGCCCGUGCGCCGGACGCGGAUGCCGCGCCGCAGGAGCGAAGAAGAGGCGGAGGCCCAGUACCGCGGGGAGAAGAAGCUCGGCGAGCCGGGUCUCCUGGACGCCUGGCUCGCCGCGCGCCUGAGCCAAAUGCCUACAACGCAAACCCAGCUGCGCGGCGCGGAGCGCCCGGACGAGGACGGAUACGAAGACGAAGGCGGAGGCGGAAAGGGAAGGUGGGGGGACGAGGUCCAUUGCACGGUGCAGGUGCAGUGCAUCAAGGCCCCAAACGACCCGGACAGCAUCUUCAGUGACCCGGACACGUUCGUCCUGCACCUCACCACCAGUUCCCCCCUCUCAAGCACGAGACGGCCAAUACAGACCACAACAGGCGCCGAACGGCGCCUCGGGGGAACUGAUGGGAGCGACAGAUGGCGGCGAAUCGAGCUGGGCACGUACGCAGGGCACCCAGAGAGCCUCGACGCGCCGCCGUGGACGAGGCUGCUGCCCGCCGGGCAGGUGGUCGAGUUUCGCGAGAGCGCCGCUGGGUUGGCCGAGCUCCUCGCGCGUGCGGCGCCAUGGAAUUGCGAAGACGCGAUGACGUCACUGGGCGCGGUGAGCCUGAAAGACGACUGGGAGUCUGGUUGA
Molecule: messenger RNA, 1666 nt
Organism: Dichomitus squalens LYAD-421 SS1
Lineage: Eukaryota; Fungi; Basidiomycota; Agaricomycetes; Polyporales; Polyporaceae
Exons: 3
Coding region: 983-1666 (227 amino acids)
Source: RefSeq, a predicted model, not a curated record